Messenger RNA from Alligator sinensis (Chinese alligator), 520 nucleotides. Its product is annotated as transcriptional regulatory protein AlgP-like. The record is from RefSeq and is a predicted model, not a curated record. The coding region runs from base 1 to 513 and encodes 170 amino acids. The transcript has 3 exons. NCBI's taxonomy places the organism in Eukaryota, Metazoa, Chordata, Crocodylia, Alligatoridae.
AUGGAGGGACAAAGGGAAGUAAUUGAGCCAAUUAGUCUGGCUAGAUACCCAAGGGAAGCAUAUAAAGCCUUGAAGACGGCCCCGGGAAGGCAGAAGGAGAGGGGCAAGGAGCCAGAGGCUCGGGAGGAACGCUCAAGACUCGAGGAGUGCUGCGGCUGCGGCAGCGGCAGGAGCAGCACUGUCCCGGCCGAGAAGGUGGGGGCAGAGCCGGCUCAAACAGGCAAGCCGGCAGCAAAGGAACCAGCGAAGGCUCAGGAAGCAGAGCCAGCUGGGGAGUCAACGACGACUGAAGCCGGAGAACCAGCAAAGAAACCAGUGAAGCAUCAGGAAGCAGAGCCAGCUGCGGAGCUGACGAGGACUCAAGCAGGAGAGCCAGCAGCAGAACCGACCUAUCUGAAGGUUCUUCGGGCUGGAAGAGUGGCGGCUUUUCUUGCACAGCAGAAUUGUCCACCUCACUGCAACCAUUACAAGACCCCUGCUGCAGCUGGACAGAGCACUUUGACAAGAUUCUGAAUAAAUA